Molecule: messenger RNA, 1239 nt
Organism: Lathyrus sativus (Indian pea)
Lineage: Eukaryota; Viridiplantae; Streptophyta; Magnoliopsida; Fabales; Fabaceae
Source: the annotation of a GenBank genome assembly
AUGGGGUUCCAGAAAAUCAAUGUCGCCAAUCCUAUCGUUGAGAUGGACGGAGAUGAAAUGACCCGAGUUAUCUGGAAGUCAAUCAAGGAUAAGCUCAUUUUGCCUUUCUUGGAGUUGGACAUCAAGUACUUUGACCUAGGCCUUCCUUAUCGUGAUCAGACUGAUGAUAAAGUUACAGUUGAAAGUGCUGAAGCAACUCUCAAGUAUAAUGUUGCAAUCAAGUGUGCAACUAUCACUCCAGAUGAAGCUCGUGUCGAGGAGUUCGGCCUGAAGAGCAUGUGGAGGAGUCCAAAUGGGACAAUUAGAAACAUUUUGAAUGGAACUGUCUUCAGAGAACCAAUUAUUUGCAAAAAUGUCCCUCGCCUUAUUCCUGGUUGGACAAAGCCAAUCUGUAUUGGAAGGCAUGCUUUUGGUGAUCAAUAUAGGGCCACUGAUGCAGUAAUUAAAGGACCUGGAAAGCUGAAGAUGGUGUUUGUUCCAGAAGGCAAAGGCGAGACCACUGAUUUGGAGGUUUAUAACUUCACCGGUGAAGGAGGUGUUGCAUUGGCUAUGUACAAUACUGAUGAGUCUAUUCGUUCUUUUGCUGAGGCGUCUAUGGCAACUGCUCUUGAGAAAAAAUGGCCACUUUAUCUUAGCACCAAAAAUACAAUUCUUAAGAAAUAUGAUGGAAGAUUCAAGGACAUAUUUCAAGAAGUCUAUGAGGCUGGCUGGAAAUCAAAGUAUGAGGCUGCUGGUAUAUGGUAUGAGCAUCGCCUCAUUGAUGAUAUGGUGGCAUAUGCACUCAAGAGUGAAGGAGGUUAUGUAUGGGCCUGCAAGAACUAUGAUGGAGAUGUCCAGAGUGAUUUCUUAGCUCAAGGUUUUGGAUCAUUGGGUUUGAUGACAUCUGUAUUGGUUUGUCCUGAUGGAAAGACCAUAGAAGCAGAAGCAGCUCAUGGGACAGUUACCCGUCAUUUCAGGGUUCAUCAAAAGGGCGGAGAAACCAGCACAAACAGCAUAGCAUCCAUCUUUGCUUGGACAAGAGGUCUAGCCCAUAGGGCAAAGCUAGAUGACAAUGCUAAACUCUUGGAAUUCACUGAAAAGCUAGAGGCAGCUUGUAUUGGAGUAGUAGAGUCUGGGAAGAUGACCAAGGAUUUGGCACUUAUUCUUCAUGGAUCCAACCUUAAAAGGGAGCAUUAUUUGAACACAGAGGAAUUCAUCGAUGCUGUGGCAGCCGAGCUUAAAUCUAAGAUCUCUGCGUAG